ACGUACCGUACGGUCCGUACGUCAACAUUGUCAACAACGAAAAUGGCAGCGACUUGGCGUCUUGUGUAAAAUUAGACAUUCUUCCAUUCUGUUAUUUCCGUUGAUAAUAAGACAUAAUCCAUAUUUGUAGCUUUAUUUACCUCUAUUACAUAUUAUAUUGUAAUAAUGUAACAAGUUUUCAGCAUGACAAGGAACUCUACUGUAGUAUUUUAGUUCUCAAUCAUGUUUUGUCUAGAGAGAGUUCUAAUAUUUUAUAACUCUAUCAUACCGCGAACUACAAAGUAUUUGUAAAUGUUUUGAUUAUUUUAUGAAUAAAAUAUAUUAUUCACCGCGAUGGAAGACGUGAAAGUAUGCCGAAUAUGUCUUGUUAUGGGAGUAAAGAUGUACAACUUGCAUACGUAUCCAUUAUAUGGUUACUUUGAAUCACUUAUUGGGAUCAAUCCUCUAAGCAUGAUGGACCUCCCUCCGUACGGGUGUUAUGAAUGCGUCGCGCUGAUGAAGAAGCUGUAUAACUUUAAGGAGCGAUGUCUCAUCGGUCAGGCUGAGCUGUAUGCUGUGUUGCAGGCAACUGGCAAGAUUACAGUUGAAGGGUUAAACAGCAUAGACCGCCGGCAACUUAAAUUGAUCUCUGCUCUUUCCGUCAGCCAUGAAAAUAAUAUAAUAUCCUAUGAACAUGAUGACAAUGUUCAAGACGUUGAAGUGAAAAUAGAAUCCCCUAAACCCAUCAACGCUGAUUUCCUCGUUGAAAUAGAUACUAUUAAGCAAGAAGAUUACAAUGACUUCGUAAUGACUAACAUGUCAAGUGACGAUGAGCCGCUUUCGUUACAAAAGAGUCUAAAAGAUAAAAAGAAAGUUAAGAAAAAAGAAAAGAGGGGACGGAAGAAAAAAGUAAAAGUUGGUUUGGAAUGUAAUGGAGAGUUACUGGAUAUUGAGGCAACAACCGACAUGCCAAUGACCCUCGAGUCCGAAGCGCCAGAGGCCGCAGAUGCCUCGGAAGCCCAAGAGGCCUCAGGCCUCCCAGAGGCCCCUAAAAAGAAGCGAGGCCGGCCUCGGAUGUCGGAGGCCAAGAAAGAAGCGAAGCCAAAGUCCCGUCGGACUCGCAAUACUGGGGGCGUGGGCGUGGAUGAUAUAGACCUUGAGGAAUAUGUUACUGUAGUUAAGUUGACUCCCGAAGAGCAACUAGCGGAGAUAACAAAACGCCAGCAGUCUUCAAACUACCUGAACGCUCCGUUCCAGUGUAAUCUUUGCUAUAAAGGCUUCAUAGACGCGUUGGCAUGGAAACAUCAUGUUGGUAAACAUGAUCCGAGCGCAGGCGAGGUGGAGUGCAAUAUUUGCAAGUUCCGUUUCCGCUCCCGACGCGCGCUGCAGAAACACGCCGCCAACCACGAGAAAAAAUAUGCCUGCCGAUCUUGCCCAUACGUUUCCAAGACCACAACGCAAGCGAAGCAACAUCAGCGUUGGCAUAAAGGCGUCACAUACAAGUGCCAAUACUGCGACGAGAUAUCUACUAAAUGGACGUCGUACCUAAGCCACGUACGAAUCAAGCACCCCUCGGAGUUCAUAUGCGGCGUGUGUGGAUACUCUUACGUUAGCAAACUCGGACUCGCCAUGCAUAAGACCAUGAUGCAUAAGGACUAUGUUGAAAAGACUGAGCCAGACGCAGAAGCAGAACCAGGCCCGUAUUGCCAGGAGUGCGACGUACAGUUCGUCACGGAGGAGGCGUGGAAGCGGCACAUGGUCACCUCCGCCAAGCACGCGCCCUCUAACGACUUCAAGAACGGGUGCCGGUCGUGCGGCAGCGUGUUCUCGACGGGCGAGGAGCUGCGGCUGCACCACCGCGCCGCGCACGCGCGCCGCCGCCCCAAGAACUACGGCAAGAAACAAGACCAAGCCUGGCCCGCGCCCUGCGAACAUUGUGCGGAAGAAAUUCCGAACGCGAGAGAAUACUGGACGCACUUCCGUCGCGCACACCCGGACAAACCAUACCCUAUACAGAAGAACUACAUUUGCGAUAUUUGUGGCAAGAGCUUUAGGGGCAACGCCUUCCUCGUCUACCACAAACGCACCCACUUCGAAGAGCGAGCCUACAAAUGUGCCGUCUGCCCCAAAGCGUUCCACAACCGAACCAACCUGCAGAUGCACGAAAAAACCCACUCGGACGCGCGGCCCUACCCGUGCUCUGUGUGCUUUAAGGCUUUCAAGUGUAAGGGGGCACUCGACAGGCACUUCAGGAGUCACACCGGCGUAAAACCAUACGAGUGCGAAGUAUGCGGCAAGGCGUUCGGGCAGUCCAACAGCCGUAAGCUACACGUGCGCACCGUGCACUUGCGUCAACCCGCGCCAUACGUCAGCCGCGCGAGGAAACGGCGACCGCUGCUAGAGCCACACGCGUACCACUUCUACGACCGACCAGUCUUGAUACGCCGUGUCUACGAAGAAAGACUCAGAAAACUUCAAGACGCAUCAAUCACAUGCAAGUUAGAAGAGCCACAAUUAGAGCCCAAGUACAUCGCAGACCUGCAGGAUUUGAAGGCACAAAUAGAAGAACGCUUACACUACAUGCAGAUCACCCAACCAGCACCAGCAGAUGACGUCGCAGAAUUGGCCAGGGUGGAGUUAGCAAUGAGAAAACAUUACACACAGAGAUUCUGCAUUACUAAAGACAACAAUCAUGACAUGUGGGAAGACCACUUGAAAAACAUUAUAACAAAAAGUGAAGUGAAAAACAAAGACAAUAAUGAUCGUGAGUUAUUAGAACAGUAUGCUAAAGAACAGUGGUUAUUAGAAUUAAGAGCCAUAGUCUAUGAUUAUUCACCAGACUUGACAUCACCGACUACUCACUUAACAACUAAUCAAUUAGGAUUAGAAUACCACUUCUACGACCGACCAGUCUUGAUACGCCGUGUCUACGAAGAAAGACUCAGAAAACUUCAAGACGCAUCAAUCACAUGCAAGUUAGAAGAGCCACAAUUAGAGCCCAAGUACAUCGCAGACCUGCAGGAUUUGAAGGCACAAAUAGAAGAACGCUUACACUACAUGCAGAUCACCCAACCAGCACCAGCAGAUGACGUCGCAGAAUUGGCCAGGGUGGAGUUAGCAAUGAGAAAACAUUACACACAGAGAUUCUGCAUUACUAAAGACAACAAUCAUGACAUGUGGGAAGACCACUUGAAAAACAUUAUAACAAAAAGUGAAGUGAAAAACAAAGACAAUAAUGAUCGUGAGUUAUUAGAACAGUAUGCUAAAGAACAGUGGUUAUUAGAAUUAAGAGCCAUAGUCUAUGAUUAUUCACCAGACUUGACAUCACCGACUACUCACUUAACAACUAAUCAAUUAGGAUUAGAAGUGGUAUGUUUAAUUUUACAAUCUGGCUUCGAAGAUUUUGUACUAAGCCAGCUGAACCACCCCUUAGAAUAA
This is a messenger RNA of Cydia amplana, 3417 nucleotides long. RefSeq names its product zinc finger protein 252-like. Gene Ontology annotation, molecular function: zinc ion binding; chromatin insulator sequence binding. The record is from RefSeq and is a predicted model, not a curated record. The transcript is spliced from 16 exons. Gene Ontology annotation, cellular component: nucleus; chromosome. NCBI's taxonomy places the organism in Eukaryota, Metazoa, Arthropoda, Insecta, Lepidoptera, Tortricidae. Gene Ontology annotation, biological process: regulation of transcription by RNA polymerase II. The coding region runs from base 334 to 3417 and encodes 1027 amino acids.